This is a messenger RNA of Lytechinus pictus (painted urchin), 1502 nucleotides long. RefSeq lists its product as uncharacterized. The transcript has 3 exons. Bases 207 to 680 code for a protein of 157 amino acids. The record is from RefSeq and is a predicted model, not a curated record. NCBI's taxonomy places the organism in Eukaryota, Metazoa, Echinodermata, Echinoidea, Temnopleuroida, Toxopneustidae.
GGUUGCAUUUUUACACUGACUGGGUGACGUAAUCAUGGUAAUUGAGAAUAAAAUCAGACACAGGACCAUUCAAUUGACUACACGUUAUUACCUGGAGCAGUAGCUCCGUGCUUUAUUACAUUGGUUGGGUAAUCACCAAGCACCAGCACCAAGAAACAUCACUCAGAUUUUUAUACCAAGUACAUGUCCCACGAAAAAAGUGAAAGAUGAAGACGAAGGUACAACGGACAAUAUUCGUAUUGCUAAUGAACAUUCUAAUUGUUCUUGGACAACAGGAGAUUGAAAUCGACGGUGGGAUGCCCAUAACAGGUAAGACACGCCCACCUCAGGACUGUCCAAUCAACAAUGAUCUUCAAUAUCGUCGCUGUCUCUCUCCUUGCCAACCAAGAACUUGUGGGGAUCUUCGCAGGGAGCCUCCCAACGGCCGCCCAUGUGUGCGCAUGUGCGUGAGUGGGUGGGCGUGUCCACCUGGCCAAUAUCUUCUUGAUGGUUAUGCGGAUGUGUGUCUGAAGAAAAAGGCGUGUAAAAAGCUAAAGAAGAAACGAGUCACUGACUGUACUUUUGAGGGAACUAUCAUACCGCUUGACACCAACUUUCUUAGAGGAUCUGACACAUGUCGAUGCUUCAUCGAUGGACAGGUUCGAUGCAGGAAUGCUUUCCCAGAAGAGAACAAUAACUGAAAGUCAAACAGGAUAAUACUGUAUAUGGCAUACAUAAAAUUCAUUUAUGAUAUUUUAAUACGAUAAAAGGCAAUUAUAUAUUGUCAUGAUAAUAUAUAUUUAUGAAUUCUAAUAUUUCCAUUUCUAAAACAAGAAUCAUGAACAUAAAAAUAUGUCACAUUGCAAUACAUAAUAUAUCAUAGUAAAGAAAGUAUAUUUCACAAGCUAUAGGGGGAAAUGGAGGGGGGGGGGCAAAAGAACAUUUGGGGGCAAAGGCGGACACAUUUUUUGCCUGUUUCACAAAAUCGACCGCAAAGCUCGAGAUAAAAUGUUUAAUUCAGGCCCUACUGACCUGAAAAAGGGACCUGUUCAUGAAUUUUUGCAGGGUGACGUGACAUUUUCUCCUGCGACAAUUGCUCCGGGCUUAUUUUCGUCUAAGGCAGGGGUUCUCAAACUACGGCCCGCGGGCCGGAUCCGGCCCACGGAGCUUCUCAAUCCGGCCCGCGAGACUCAGGGUUUUUUAAUCACUUUUAAAGGGAUGGUCCGGGCUGAAAGUAUUCUUAUCUCAAUACAUAGAGUAGAAUUCACUGAGCAAAAUGUCGAAAUUUUCAUCAAAAUCGGAUAACAAAUAAUAAAGUUAUUGAAGUUUAAAGUUUAGCAAUAUUUUGUGAAAACAGUCAUCAUGAAUAUUCAUUAGGUGGGCUGAUGAUGUCACAUCUCCACUUUCCGUUUUCUUAUGUUAUUACAUAAAAUCAUAUUUUUUUCAUUAUUUCAUACUUGUGUGAAUAAUAUGUCUCCCUUACAAUAAAAUAAGUUGCAGCAAUAAAUAUCUAAUGCACUAAA